AUGAUACUGCCAUUGCUGCUCAUUACUGUUGGCCAGGGCAGCUCUCAGAUCAUAAAUCCGGAAACAGCUUCAUCUGCAGAGCAGAAUAUGACUGAAUACUACGCCAAGCCUGGCAUAAAUGACGAGCAGAGGUUGUUCAAGCACAUACUGAAAGACUAUGAUAAAGCUGUACGACCUGUGUACAAUGCCAGUAAGACCGUCAACGUCUAUAUCGGGCUGACACUGACGCACAUUUUCAAUAUUGAUGAGCGAAGUCAAGUUCUUGCGCUCAACGCAUGGGUCGAGCAAUCGUGGCAUGAUGAGCGAAUCAGAUGGGAACCAAGCGAAUUUGGAAAUCUUUCCAAGCUCACACUCGCUACAACCUAUGUUUGGACCCCCGACAUCGUUCUUUACAAUAAUGCACGAGAUUUCUCACGAGGAUUCGUUGCUACCAAUCUUCACGUCAACUACGACGGGGAAGUACAAUGGGCUCCUCCACAGAAGAUCUACAGUCGGUGUCACAUGGAUGUGACAAAGUUCCCAUUCGACCAUCAGUUCUGCUCCCUGAUAUUCCGCUCAUGGAUUUACGACACUUCUCAGUUGGACUUGACUAUGGUUACGCGAUAUGACGGAAAAUCACCAUUCACGAGAGAUUCGUUCACAGAGAAUGGAGAAUGGGAAAUUGUCGACAACCGUACAUUCAAAUAUCAGCAACACAGUGAAGAUGCUGAAUAUGCUACCGUAGUAUUUGAACUUCAUCUUCGUCGCAGAACUCUCUUCUUCAUGUACAACAUUAUUGCGCCAUGUGUGAUGCUAUCAAUUCUGACUGUGACGCAAUUUCUGCUACCGUCCGAAUGCGGGGAGAAGGUAACACUUGGUCUCACGGUACUGCUUGCCUACUCAGUCUUCAGCUUCAAUAUUGCUGAAAGUAUGCCAGAAACAUCCGAGGUUAUUCCCUUGAUAGCCAUCUAUCUCAUGGCUAUAAUGGGCAUCUCAGCCUUGUCAGUCAGUUUCUCGGUAUUUGUCCUGAAUCUUCGACAUGGUGCAGAUUAUUCGGACAGGAUUCCACAAUGGCUCGAGGUGCUUGGCUUUGAUAUCCUAGCACCCGUUUUCGGCAGCGGAUCCACGAAGAAGCGAAGGCAGAGCUCCAAAAGAAUGAACAAUGGCACCGUAAGGCUCGAUUUGCCCAGUGAGGAUUUACUCAGCAAAGAAGUCGACGAUAAUGUUGGAGAGGAACAAGAGUUGGAAAAACUAGUUGCUCGUUGGUCGCAACUGGCUAAUAUCUUCGAUCGAUUAUUCUUCACAAUGAUUCUGUUUCUAAAUGGUAUUACCACGGUACUUCUCCUACUUUUGGCUCCAAACCUGGACGUACCAAAUAUGUAUGAUAGACAGUGGGAACUGUAA
Messenger RNA from Cylicocyclus nassatus, 1383 nucleotides. NCBI's taxonomy places the organism in Eukaryota, Metazoa, Nematoda, Chromadorea, Rhabditida, Strongylidae. The record is from the annotation of a GenBank genome assembly.